Messenger RNA from Paraphaeosphaeria sporulosa, 516 nucleotides. RefSeq lists its product as uncharacterized. The record is from RefSeq and is a predicted model, not a curated record. The transcript has a single exon. Bases 1 to 516 code for a protein of 171 amino acids. NCBI's taxonomy places the organism in Eukaryota, Fungi, Ascomycota, Dothideomycetes, Pleosporales, Didymosphaeriaceae.
AUGCCUCUUUCGAGUAAGCCGGAGGGUUGCAGUGGUGGUGGGGCGAGAUGGAACAGGCGGGGUACUGCCAUUCCUCUUGGCGCCGACGCCCUGAGUGCAUCCUCCCAGCAUCUUCAGACGUCUUCCAACGUCCCCAGCCGCCUCCGAUGUUUCUCCCGCCAUGACGUUGCGUCGCACUCGUCGCGCCAUUUUGACGCGAAAAACUCCAUAUCUUUCUGUCGGCCUUUGAGCUCAGUAGGACAGAUCAGGCUCGACCAAGUCAAGAUGGUCCUAGAUCGACAGGCUUGGUGUACUGCAGUAUGCGCAGUCUUAAGGCACGGCGCGUGGAGUGUGACUCAAAUUAUUGCGCUGUUGCUCGGAGCCGCUCCCGCUAUCCGCCAUGAUGGGUCAGCUUUCUCGUUACCCUGUCGACGACCGCGAGCGCGCCCACGAGCUGCUGAAUCUAGGAGCCAAACCCGAAGCAGCGUCACACUGUUCUUACUUUGUCACUCCAGCCAGGACCAUGCUGCCCAAUAG